Oryza sativa Japonica Group (Japanese rice) is the source of this 1611-nucleotide messenger RNA. RefSeq lists its product as uncharacterized. NCBI's taxonomy places the organism in Eukaryota, Viridiplantae, Streptophyta, Magnoliopsida, Poales, Poaceae. The record is from RefSeq and is a predicted model, not a curated record.
CUGCCCGGCCGUGUACUGUGGACUCGCCGUUGUUGCUGUUGCUUGGCUCCUCUCUUCUCCCACUCCCUCGCGAACUCGAUCGCUUGCUGCCUUUGCUGGCCUUGGCAACCGCCGCAUGGCGGCCUCCGGCGUGAAGCGGCCACCGAGGCCGGCCCCGGCCUCCUCCGGCGUAAGGAAGCUCAUUCUAGCUCUGGCCGUGUUCUUGCCGGCGCUGCUGUACAGUCAGCUCCAGCCUCCGCCUCCGAAGAUCUGCGGCUCCCCGGGUGGCCCUCCGAUUACAGGGACAAGAACACGGCUCAAAGACGGUAGGUAUUUGGCCUACCUGGAGUCCGGCGUUCCAAAGGAGCAGGCCAAGUACAAGAUCAUCUUUGUUCAUGGUUUCGACUCGUGCAGAUACGAUGCACUCCCUAUUUCCCCGGAGCUGGCGCAAGAGCUGGGCAUUUACCAGCUGUCCUUCGAUCGGCCGGGGUACGCCGAGAGCGACCCAAACCUGGCAAGUACAGAGAAGAGCAUCGCCCUGGACAUCGAGGAGCUCGCCGACAACCUGCAGCUGGGCCCCAAGUUCUACCUCAUGGGCUUCUCCAUGGGCGGCGAGAUCAUGUGGAGCUGCCUCAAACACAUCUCACACAGGCUCGCCGGGGUGGCCAUUCUUGCCCCCGUGGGCAACUAUUGGUGGUCCGGCUUGCCGUCGAACAUGUCGUGGCACGUCUGGAACCAGCAGCUCCCGCAGGAUAAGUGGGCGGUCUGGGUCUCACACCACCUGCCAUGGCUCACCUACUGGUGGAACUCCCAGAAGCUCUUCCCUGCCUCCAGCGUCAUCGCCUACAACCCGGCUCUCUUCUCUGAAGGAGACAAGCUCCUCCUGUCCAAGUUCGCCUUCCGAACCUACAUGCCGCAGAUAAGGCAGCAGGGGGAGUAUGGCUGCCUGCACCGCGACAUGACAGUCGGAUUCGGGAAGUGGAGCUGGAGCCCACUGGAGCUCGAGGACCCGUUCGCCGGCGGCGAAGGGAAGGUGCACCUGUGGCACGGCGCCGAGGAUCUGAUCGUGCCGGUCAGCCUGUCCAGGUACCUCAGCGAGAAACUCCCCUGGGUCGUCUACCACGAGCUCCCCAAGUCCGGCCACAUGUUCCCUCUCGCCGACGGGAUGGCCGACACCAUCGUCAAGUCGCUGCUGCUCGGGGAUCAGCCACCUCAGGCCUCCUGAUUCGAACUCCUCUAGUGUGCUUUUCCCGUCCUUCAUUAAGUACAUAUUGCUGGCCCUGAUAGUUAAUGAGCUGGUCGUCAGCUCGUGGUGACUUAAUAAGAUUUCCCAAUUUAGGAUGAUUGAGAAAUUUGCCGGAUUUCUACACUUCUGCCCGAGACUGUUCUUCCCCACCGUGUUUGAACCGCGGCCUGUGUAACUCUAAGUUCAAGUUCGUUAUGGGCUAAUCGCAUUAGGAUUGCGUUUCGUUUUCGUUUGGACCGAGAAACUAUGGCCCAUAAGGCUUGGUCUGGUCGGGUUGCUUAGGCACAACUAGAAAUAAGUCCACUUUAACUCCCACAAAUAUAGGUCCAAUCUAAUUUGUAUUCCUCAACUGCAAUCUGAUUAUUAAAAUCAGUGUAUUUUGACUU